UCUGGUAACCCCACCCCGGCGAGACAUUUUCUGCCCCGCGCGGGGCGGAGGCGGGAUGCGGGAUGCGGGAUGCGGGCAGGAGCGAGAGGCUCCGUCUGCGUUACUCGCUCUAGGACUUUCUCCUGCCUGGCGUGAGGGUGGGGAGGGGGCACCGCCGUGCCUCGCCUCUACUUCCUACUCCGUGAUGUGCGGCACAGGCAUGCUCAGUAGCGGGUGCCGACCCCUCCUCUCUCGGCAACAGUGCCUACAAGACUAGAAGAGCGCUUGCAGCAGGAGCGGAGCCGGAAAGCCAUCUUUGCCGGAGUGGGAGGCAGCCGACCCCGAGCCGCUCGGCGCCCGCUCGGCUGCACGCCAUGAAGCAGAGAAGCCCCAGGAAAUACAGUUGAAACCAAAUUAGACGGCAGCAAGGAUGCUGGAAGAGAGCAAAUUGGGAAGUGUCUACUGUACGCCAAAUCAUUUUAAGGACAGCUUGAGACGUGCAAAAAAGAUGAAAAUUACUGGGCAGAAAAGGUCUGCUCCAGCUCCUACCCAAGGUCCCACCAGUGCUGGGGCUGCAGGGCUACCUCCUGCUACCAAUGUGUCAAGCAACAAACGGCUGCAGCAGACACAAGCCCGGGUGGAUGAGGUGGUAGACAUCAUGAGAAUGAAUGUGGACAAGGUGCUAGAAAGAGACCAGAAGCUAUCAGAGCUUGACAAUCGGGCAGAUGCAUUGCAAGCAGGUGCCUCACAGUUUGAAACCAGUGCAGCCAAACUGAAGAGAAAAUACUGGUGGAAAAAUUGCAAGAUGAUGAUCAUCCUUGGUGUAGUAUGCGCAGUCAUUCUCAUUAUAAUUAUAAUUUUUUUCUCCACUUGAAAAAGCAAAGAAGGAAGACUUGGCACAACUUUGUUCAUAUCAACCAACAGUAUCAGUGUUCCUUUGUUGAACUCCGCUUUUUAAUUCCCGGUGUCUUGGGAUUUUUGCUUGUAAUAACCCAUAAGCAUUCAGUGUGGUGUGUUUUGGAAUUCUGUUGUUUCCACAAGAAACUGUACCAGCUAAAUACUGCCAAGUAGUUCCAUACACUGUCUUAUCACUGUGUCUUAAAAUGUGUAUGCAUUGACCUUCAGAAACUGUAGUAUAUGAAAAGCAUCCUAAGCAUCUUGGGAUCAGAGAAUGCAGCUAUGGGGAAGCUCCUGCUUAAAGGGACACUGUCAGGUGGAUUGGACCCAAACCUAAGGUUGCAGCAAACAUUAGAGCCAAAAUUCUCAAUCUGAGCACCUGAAGUUGGAUGGCAAAAUCCACUAUCAGGUGUAACUUUUUGAGGUAGUACCUGCUACUCCCAUUGAAAAGAGUGGCACCUACAAGUAUUCAUGUAAGACAUCUUAUUUUCAACCUAGCCAACAAAACACAGAUUUUUUGAGAUUAGUUGUAGUAUCCAAAUCUAAAAACAUUGUCUGCAGGAAAUAAAUAGGACUGGAUUAUCAUCUUCUAUGGAUUUAAAUUUUUCCUUAUGGGGUGUUCUGUACAAGCAGGAUGACCUCAAUAUGAAAGCCAGAAAGAAAACUGUAUGAAAACCAAAAAGCAUUAGCUAGCACAAUCUUGAAAAAGCCAAGUGAAAUGCAAAAAUUGUAAUACAGGCACCAUAAAUGACCAAGAUACAGAAUCUUGCUAAAAACUCAAGGCACUGUUUGUCAGACUUCAUGGGACUCUCUUGAAUGCCAAUCCCCAAUACUUAUGGCCCUAACUUAAAGCACAUGAACAACUUUGGUGAUGUCUGUGGCUUGCCAGCACAGUUGUAGGAAGCAAUCUCUGCAGCAUUUUGCAGAAAUGGUCCCUACUGUGAGGACCAUUCAAAAGUCAGGAGAAGAAGGUAUGGGUAAAUAGAGGGAACAGUGGAGAGAGGCUGAGGAAGGGAAGGGUGCCUAGCAAAGCUUUCUUGGAGAAGAGGAAGGCAGAGAAACAUUGUUCCAAAGUGGUGGUGUUAAUGGGCUUUUUAAAAAUUUAAUUUAAUUUGUGUGUGUGUGUAUAGUUCAUAAACUAUAGUGUCGUCUUCGUAAAGUGCUCAGCUGAGAUAUUUUUCAUACUUACUUUAACAUUUGAUGUAAUUAAGAGAAAUGAUACAUUGCAGUUUGAGAGAAAGUUCUUGUAUGCUGCUGUUGUAGGGUUUCUCCCAAAUGUUGAAUUCCUUGUUUUUUCUUUUUUUAAACACUGAAGAGUUUAAUCAUAGUUAACCAAAAUAAAAAUGAAUUAUCAAAUUUUGAGCCAGGAAAUUCUGAAUGGGUCUUUUUAGGAUAACUCCUUCUGAAUUUCUAAGAAGAAUUUGUAGAAUUUAAAAAAAAACCCAACUUUUUUUUUUUUUUUUUUGUCCGCAAUUUGAUUAGGGUAUAGAAGUGGUGAUAAUAGUGGUGUAAAUAUUCCCACUGUGGAGCAUCUUUCUUGACAUGGUCUUAUAUUAAAAAAAAACAGAGACCCAGACCAGUUCGCUGCAGUGGGUGUAUAUACAAAUUGUGCUUAAGUAGAAUUUGGCAGACAGAAUAAGCAAUGAUCAGUUGAAAGGUUCCAGUUGCAUGAAACUUAACUUUCAAAGUUACUAAUGUGCUACUGGACUCCCUGGUAUGCCCUGUUCACUUCAGUCCUUCAGCUGAGUGAGUACAUAAAAAAUUCUAAAAUCCUUAUGGGCCAGACAGAAAACUCUGCUGUCAUGAAGGACAUUGACUCCGUGAGGUGCCACAACUGAAUGCUACAUAUAAUUGAGCCUUCACUGGAAAAGGAAUAAGCCAUCCAAAUUCAGGACCCCUUUUAAACUACUAAGAUAUUUGGCUAGCUGAUAUGAAAGAGUUAUCUCCUAAGAGUGAGACCCUGCCACCCAUACCCAUGUUGAGCAUGGCUUGAUCCUCACAGGGCUUCUCUACAGGAAUGCUGAAAAGACUCAUGAGAUGAAGAUAUAGCUUUCACCGGAGAUGGUACCAUCAGUAAGGUUAUAUGCUGAUACAGAUCCUUAAAUUAGACGGUGCCUUUUCCUAUGAGUCUGAACUGACUACUUAGCUGAUACAGCUGCAAAUACACAUCAAGGAGUUUGAAUCCUCUAGCUACAAAGAUGCAAAGUUUCCAAAUGAAACUGCUAUAAGAAUGCAAAGCCCACAUCCUCCUAGCUAACAUAUCUCAAGCAAGUUAAUAAUCAAAGUGGGAGCUUUAGGGGAGAGUGGAGAAGAGAAACUGCUGGUUGUGGAAUGUGUACUCAUUCUCCCUCAAAACAGUAACUAAUGGGGAUGACUGCUAAAUGUUGGUGAGAAUUUGCAAGGAGUAGUUUAGUCAAGAGACCUAGCCUCUGGUGGGUUGUAAAGUGUUUGUGAAGAGACAAUUUUCUCCUGUGUGCUAAUGAAAUAUGCUAAAUUAAUGUGUUUAACUCUUUUAAGUUGUUUGCAUAUAGCGUGCUCGUGAAUGUUCGAUGUUUGCUAGUUGUGCUGUGCUGGUUGGUUGCAAUCAGUAAGAUAAGCCAUGUAACAUUUCUAAUUCAGCCCAGGAAGCAAGUAUGCACCUUCCCUGAUGCACAGAGCCAGAGUCGAACUGCUCCUGCAGAGGGUUAAUUCUUCUGCAAGGAGAAUAAUGGUAAUAUAGGACUGUUCGGGGUCAUAGAUAGUGCAACACCAUCACAUAUAUGUAGACUGGUACAGAGGACAAUCUAUAUAAACACAGUUGGAGAUCUUACUUGUGUUGAAGCCAGGAUUGAUUGAUUUCCACUCACUGCCUCUACAUUUAAAAUGUCCAUGAGGUUACAACUGCCUACUUGUAAUAGUAAAUUUCCCAUGAGAAGAUUAACUCAUUCUUGUUUAGUCAGCACUGAUUAGAAUGUCAGUUACUGGGUAGAAUUUCAACUACUACUCUUCAUCACUAACUACUGCCUAGGCUUUUACCUUGGGCUGGUAAAAAGGCACAAAAGGGCUUCCUUUUACCCACUCCCCAGCAAAACCUUGGGACUGCAAGGCUGAUUGCUUUCUGACUGCCAUCUUGGGGACUGAACUGAAGUCUUCUCUGGCUGGCUGCAAGGAUUUUGAUAGCUUUAGUCAGAGUUAGAUGUUGUUUGAGACUUGCGUAUUCUAUCCUUAUGAGAAGCGCUUGCUCUUCCUCUGAUUUCUGGGCUACAGCUGAACAGCUAGGAUGAUAUGCCAUUCAGAAACAGCAUAGCUGAAAUGGGGUGGUUAGGAGCUGGUCUGUGCUUGUACCACAGCUGCUGUUUGGCUUGCCAAUGAGUGCACGUCAGCUUCUGAGGUUGAAGAAGUGUUAUUUGCAUCCACAAUCCACAGGCUAGUAAGGUUCUGCUUGGGCAUUACACCUUCCUCCUUCUAAUUCAUCUCACCUUGCAAUAACAUAAAUGUGUCUUUAAGCCUAAAAGAAUUGGUGUACGGAACUUGCAGGAGCAAGUAGCGUGGAAGCCCAAACGGGGCACUUGACCCAAUUUUCGCUUGACAACAUUAUGUAGCAGCACAGUCAAUCCAACAUAGUCCAACAUAAUCCAAUAUUAUUAGAAGGAGGAGGGGAGAAUCUGAUAAAGAUUCUGAAUGUAACCUAGGGUCUGUAAGAAAAGAAGUGAUUUAGAAAUGUAAUCAGUUUGAUUUUUAAAGCUGGCACUUUAAUUCUAUUGGAACCUGCAUAAGGUUAGCCCCGGGAACAGUUCAGGCAAGUAAAAUACUUGGCUUUUUUCUUUUUAAAUGGUGAUCUGCAAUAAGUGACUUAAACACUCACAAUGACGGAAGAACAGGACAUUAUUAACUGUGCAACGAAUCAAUUAGAACAGCCACAAUCUGCUAUGUUUUUGUCCAGGUAGCAAGACCUUUUGAAAUUCUCCUAUGUCUGUGUCUCAUUUCUGUCACUGCUCCUCUGACAGGGCUUCACAUAACUUUAACAUUAUGAACAGCUGAGCUACUUCUUGUCUGAAUACAGUGGAUUUUAGCUCUUAAGAGCAAGCUCAUGACUUGACAUCUGUGUUAGAACGUACCUGUAAAAUGGUGAUGUCUGCUUCUCAGAAGUGCGUCUACCAUGAGAGACUCAAACUUCAGGAACUUUUAGAAGCUCAGAUGUUACUCAACUCUUUUUCAUGCUUUUACAGAGUGAGUUUUUCGCUAUUCCAUGGGAGGUUAUCCACCCAGUGGGAAUAUGUAUAAUCUAUUUUUUUUUUAUGACAGUGCCUUGAUCACACAUGUUGGUGCUAGGCCUUCACAAAGAAACUAGAGAGCACUUGGAUGUGAUCCAGGAUUUAGAUCUCAACCCUGUUUCUCCUGCCCUUUAAACAGGGAAGAGGGCUAAACCAGUAGCCACAUAAGGCACUGGGCUCACUCCCAGUGUACACAGUGAGUAUUGGAGAAAGGCCUCGAAGAGACCAAAGUCUCUUUGGUUUGGAUUCGUGUCCCGACCUGAACUUUAGACCCAGAACAGGUCACAACCUUUGGGCUCCCUGUAUAGUCAGAAUAGUGAGAUGCUCUUCCAGCCAGUUCUUCCUCUCACCUCAUUUAGGUCCCUCUUGCUAGACAAGAUACAUUUGAGCAUGUGUUUCUUCAUGCAGGAGAAAACACAAGCACCCGCAAAUUACCUUCUUUAAAAGCAAAACCAAAAAGGCUGAAGAAUGUAGUUUGAAAAAAAUGAAUUAUAUCUAGAGAAAUGAUUGGCUGAAGAUUUCUCAGAUGGUGACAUUAUUUUCAGGAGGGAUACUAGAUUGGGAUGUAUGAAACAACCACAUCAGAACCUCACAUCAGUUGUUCUUGCUUCAUCUGGUCUCCUUCAGAAAUACUUCUCCAUUCCACUUCAACAAAGGACUUUGUUUUCCUCUUCAGCUAAUUUCCCUUCCUUAUUUCAUUAAUGUAUGUCUCCAUUGAUGUGCUCAGUAGCUUUUUUUCUCCAUUGAGGACCAGAAGACUGUCUGCCUUUAAACACAUGCAUAAAGAGAUGUGAGCCACCCAAGGAGUUUACUUUUCUUCCUGAUGCACUGACAUUUAAAAGCUACAUCUUACAAUAAAGCAGAGAAAACUGUGGCAGUCCGGUUACAUGCAGUUUUGGUGGAGUAAACACUUGAUUAUUCAACAGUGAGUCAUUUCUGCAGUAACCUCAUUCUGUCAUGACUGUAUCACAUCUGCUAACUCUCAGAAGCAAAAAUCAUAACCUGUACUGGUUUAAAACAUAAAUACAGCAUCGUGGUUCAUACGUAACACUCUUUGGCCAAAGAAGUCAUGUGCUAUAAGUUUAAACGGGCAAAGUACUUGUUCUCAAAGAGAAAAUAUCAGAAACAACAAAGAUAAUUAUGAAGAAAGCUUCUUCAUUCUUUAGCUCUUCUCACAGUGUCUGGCUUCUCCAUUAUUCUUCAAGUUUCUAUUCAUUCUCUUAGAAAGUCUUUGUGGUUUUGGACUGUAGUGUAUUUAGAACAUAGGAUAUUGGGGCUAGGAUUGUUCUGCUGCCCUCUGAGUUGACUCCCUGCCUUCUGCCAUAUUGUUAUUGUUGACCUCAACCAGAGCUGAGGCAGGCCUGAGUGGAGCAGAACCUCCUCCCCAUAAUGUCCUGUGCUGUCCUCAAACCAACCUCCACUGAUGGGACGAGAACACUGGAGGCAGAAUAUAGCUCCUGGAUCUUAAUUUGGUUUAAAAUGAUGUGGUACAAAAGAAGGCUCCUGACUGCUAGACAACAGCAUUUUUGCUACACUACUUUAAUUGUAACACUGGAAUUUUAAUUAAACGUAUUUAACAUUUCUUGUAACAGUAAUUUCAUCAAUUUUGAUGGAAAAGAGAGGAAACAGCAAAUAAGGAUAGUGUGAUAAUGACAACAUAGUAAAUUGGGAAACGGUUUAAGUGAGAUAUAGCCAACAUACAGUAAAUUCCUUUUUAUAAGUGGCUAUACCCAAGAGCACCUUUCGUAUGUUAGAACUAAGCAGUGCUAGUCUAUUGAAGUGCAUAUGGACUACUACUUAAAAUGAACUAUGACAAAUGGUAGUUGAAUGUACUUCCUUUCACUUUUUUCUUGAAAACGCAGGAGAUAUAUGCAGGAAGGAUGAUCUAGUAUUUUUUGCAGAGCGCACCAUUUGGGGUAUACCAGCCAAAGACAUGCUGCUGUUGUCAGCUGCAGUAGUGGUCGAGGACUUCAGUCAAGUAAGGGCUCCAGAGUGCUUGAUGCAUGGAUACAUACUGAAUGCUCACUUUGUUGUAUAGCACUUCAGUCUGCCAGUAAUGAAGUCUUUUUGACACAGCAUGAUUAUUUUGCUUACCCUUGUUCCACUCUAGUAUCUAUGCUUGUCCACCAAUAAAUGAUCUAAGGAGAGGAUGGAAAAUCACUUUGCUGAAUCCAUUACAUUCCUGUCAUGUAUAUGUGAACACAUGGUGGUGGUCUGAACUUUUGUAAUGAAUAGAGUUUAAAAGAAUUAAGAUGUCUCAAUAUUUUAAUCUAUCCUUUGAAAUUAGUUUCUCCCCCUGAUAAGCUGCAGGUUUGUUUAAAGAGUAAAUAAUGGCAGCUGCUGUUGUUUUCUUUGUUCAAUGUUUGAGAUAGUGCAUAUAAUGGAGCCACAAAUUCAUAGAUGCACAAUGCAUAAUUGUUUUCAGAAGUUCAGCUAUUAAUAUUUAUAGUAUUGACCUGAAAGGCUGCAACAAUUUCUCCAUUAGUCACGGUAGCGUUGGCUGAACCUGAAAAUUCAGUGGUCAGCGUGACUACUGUGCCGCUAGCAAGCUACAGUGUACUAAAUAAUGCAAGUUCAGCCUUUCAUGAAACUUAAAGGGAAAAAAGAUCCUGAAUAAAAGUAGAAAUGUAUAGUAAAGGCCAUGGGUAUACAGUUUAACCAUUACUUAUUUAAGUAUUAUCUAUUAUUUAAACGAUUAGCAGUUAUACAAAUAGUUGAAUAAUUAGCUUCCAAAGCCUUUUAUUGAUGAAAGAAUAUUUUUUCUCAUUAGAAAUGCUAAGUUCAGUCUAUGUUCCAUUUACUUUUUCCCCAGAUUGGAAAUAAAAUAAAAUGCCAUGUAGCUAAGACACACUCACAGAUCUGCACAAUAAAAUGUUACUGAUAGCCCACUACUUGUCAUGAAAAACAUCGUUACUUUGUCUUGUAAAUGAAAAGUCCUCCCUCCCUCGACCACAUACGUGGUAAAAUAUUAGUCACAUUAUGUAUAUCAGCACCACUGAAAGAUUAGAAAUUAGUACCUCCUACUCAAGAGCAGGGCUUAAAAACAUCCUUUGUCUGUUGCAAAAAUACAUUUUGAGGGGGAAACACCAACUGUUGUAGAGGUUAAAUUUUUACUUGACAACUCCUAUUCUUUUUUCCUCCCCCUUUCUGAAAGAAGUGCUUAUAUACACAGACAAGCAUUUGCCAUUUGGGUGAUACGUUCUCUUUCCAAAUAUGAAAGAGAUGAAACAUAGCCAGUAUCUCCUGUGAACAACCUCUAGUUUGUUUUGCAGCAUAAAAAGUUCUUUUAGUGGCAAUAUAUGAACUCUUAUUAUAAACUGGUUUUAGUCACUGCAGGAAAUGAGUUUGUAGCCAGCUAAUUAGUAUUUCCUUAAUGACUUAUGCUUGAGUGUUCACACAGAAAAGCAGCCUCUGGAGGUGCUAUCUAAUCAAUUCAGCACUGUAGACUUAAAAUGGACAGAUGGUUGAGUAUUUCACACUCUAUGGCCCAGAGUGAAAAGCAAAGCAUGCCCUGUUCUGGAAGAGACUUCAACAUGUGCUUAAGCAUAUUGAGAAUUUCCAUUCUCUGUUUAGGACAACAAAAAACCCAUCAUUUGUCCUUACUAAACCCAGGCCUGAUAUGGAAUCUGUGCCAUGUUCUAAUUCAGGAGAGGAAAAGCCUUUCCUUUCAAUGAUAGAAAAAUUAGGUUGGAAAGGACCCGUGGGGUUUAUUUAGUCCAAUCUCCUGCUCGAAGCAGGGCUACCUUUGAGGUUGGAUCAGGUUGCACAGGGUUUGUCUUGAAUUUUGAAAAUCUCCAAGGCUGGUGAUUCCACAGUGAAUUCUGCCAUUGGAUAUAUUCUCUACCCUACCAAGGCUGAUAAAAGUGCAGUAUGCACCUUCAUAAGUGUAUGUGGUUUAUGUUUUUGGCUUUUUUUUUUUUGUGCACUGAUCUGAUUAGAGUCAAAUUCAGAUCUAGUGGGAGUAAGUGCAACCCUCAUUUUUCAAAGAGCUUCCACUGAUAUCAAGAACUUUUCCUUCUUCCUCAUUUACGUUGGACUAAGCCAGUUCUGAUCACGCUUAGGGUAUCAGUGCAUUCUCUCCCCUCUGUGUAUGUGAAGCCUGCUCCUCUGACACUGAAGCUGAGGAUAGGCAUAGGACCAGAUUCAGGACAUCUGGUAAAGUCUAGUUCUGUACUGUCUGAGGUCAGUGACAAAACCUUGAUUGGCUACUAAGUUACUAGACUGGCACCAAAGAAGAGGAUUUACUGAGAUUACUAUUUCUCCUCACAAGUCACCUUAGCAAUGCCCCCCUCUUCCAAAUGCUGCUGAAUUGCAAUGCAAAACAAACCCCUUUCUUCUACCUCUUUCCUUUUAGUUCUUUGAGCUUUACUUCCUCUAAUAGGAAUAACCAGAAAUAAGUUUUCAGUUGCCCUUUUAAAAACUAAACUCCAGACCAAAUCUUUAAUUGCAUCCUUUUAAAGGCCACACAGUAGUGUUAAGGUAUGUAGUAAUGCACUCAGAAAGGAUCUGAAAGUCUGUGCUGAGAACAGCACCUCUCACCUCAUAGACUCAGCUGCACUGAGCAAGAAAUUGUGAUUUGUGCCUCUACAGAAAACAUUCCAUUUGCAUCUUAUUAGAGCUACCUGGGGAGGAAAAAUAAUGUUGUGGAGACCAGGAAAUUUCUUAAAGUGCUUUACCUGGAGGUCAGUGGAAUUCCAUUUAUAAAUGAUGAAUGCAUGCAUUUUGAUGCUAAAAUUGUGAUGACGUACAAAGUUUGAUAUGACUGUACUUUUCUGUGGAUGGUGAUUUUUUUUUUUGGAGUGGUGAACAUUUUUUCCAAGAAUAUCAUAGACAUUUGUAAUAUGUAUGUUUGUGCCAAUAAAUCUUGUUUUAAGAA
Aquila chrysaetos chrysaetos is the source of this 10005-nucleotide messenger RNA. Its product is annotated as vesicle-associated membrane protein 2-like. The coding region runs from base 410 to 853 and encodes 147 amino acids. Gene Ontology annotation, biological process: vesicle-mediated transport; SNARE complex assembly; vesicle fusion. The record is from RefSeq and is a predicted model, not a curated record. Gene Ontology annotation, molecular function: SNAP receptor activity; syntaxin-1 binding. Lineage: Eukaryota; Metazoa; Chordata; Aves; Accipitriformes; Accipitridae. The transcript is spliced from 6 exons. Gene Ontology annotation, cellular component: plasma membrane; SNARE complex.